GUGUGUAACUAACACUGUCUCCAUUCCACAGAAUCAACUAACUCUACAGUAAACCUGGCCAUGCAAGGCCAUCACUGCAGCUAGUCUCUGUCAUCAUUAAUAUCCAUAUCGCCUCAUUUGAAUCAAGGACUACUGGAAUUACUCGGUUUGCUGUCGUUUAUCGUCUGCUUUGACCUGCUUAACCACUAACGUCCUGAACAGGAUUUGCGGUCUGUCAAUGAGGAACUACAGGCUCAUCUUCUGCCACAACCUGAAGCAGCCAUAGAUGAACCAUUUGUUUCCUACUUGUGAGUGGAGCAGGAGAUAAAGUGAACUUCUGGGCAUUUCUACAACAAGACGGAGUGAAGCAGCCAGGCUGUGGAGGCGAUGAGGAAGAGCCUCAAUACUUCCCUCAGCGACUCCCUCGGCACGGCCAGAGUGUUCGGGAUCCCCCUGGAGGAGGUGCAGCACAGCGGCCAGCCGGGACAUGAGGUCCCCCUUCUGGUCAGGAGCAUCGUGGAGUACAUCGAAGAGCACGGAGGGCUGCACCUGGGUCUGUUUCUAGUGAAUGGGAACGCAGAGCGCGUGGAAUGGCUCAAGCAGCGCUACAACAGUGGUGUAGAAGUGAACCUGGAGAAGGAGGCCGACCUGGCGUCAGCCGUCAGUCUGCUUCGCCUCUUCCUGCAGGAGCUUCCCGAGCCUAUCAUCCCUGCAGGCUUACAGGCUCAAAUAAUGCAGAUCUAUCAAGACUACAGCAGUGAGGAAGAGCUGGGCAGAAACAUGAAGUACUUCCUUCUACAGCUGCCGCAGGUCAAUUACAGCUUGCUCCGCUUCCUGUGCCAGUUUCUGUCUGGUGUGGCGUCUCUUCAGGAGGAGAGCUGGAGCAUGGGAGCUCUCGCUGCUGUUUUCGGGCCAGACAUUUUCCAUUUAGAGACAGAUGUGGAGGAUCUGAGAGAGUUGGUCAGACGUAUUCUGGCAGAACUGCUGGAGAACCAGGAGGAGUUCUUUGACUCGGAGGAUGAAGACACCUCCAACACCAAUGACUACAGCUCCAUUAACGACCAGAUCACUGAGCUCCUGGAGGAAGAGAAGUUGGAGGCUUGUGAGGAGCUCCCACGGGACGGAGAGGACGGUCCUUCCUCCCUGUCCCCUAAACAUGCCCAUGUCGACCCCUCCUCCAGUUCGCACAUUUCUUCCAUCAGCAUUCUUCCAGGAUCUGCUGCUAUAAUCCAGAGGAGCAUCCGUGCUGCAGUGGAACAGCACUUGUUGGAUUUACAGACGUCUAUUGACAAGGAGCUCGGCAGCUAUGAGUGUCAAGCGUUGGACUCCAAACCCCUUCAGGGAAACAGCCCUCUUCAGAAGACACCGCGGUCUGAGGAGCAUGAAGAUGUGCGGUCUGAAUCUGAGACUCUCUCUGAGGUUACAGAGGAGGGCCUGCCAACAGAGAACAGCGAGGAAUCUCAAGGCUCUCAGCUCGGCAGUCCCGUCGCGGAAGAAAGUUCUGGGAUGGACCUUGACACGGAGACUCGCAUGGACACUGAGCAUCUCGGCACAGAAAGACUGGAGAACUACCCAGACGACGAGCAGAUGGACCAGGCUGAUGUUAUCCCCUGUGAGCCCGGAGACUGUGACCUGAACGCUAAUACUGAGUCCUCAGAGUCAGCCAGAAGCAUUCUCUCAGACAGCGAUCAAGAAGACCCUGUGCCGGUGUUCAUGUCAUGGCAAGAAGAGACCGAGUCAGGGGAGGCCCAAUUGUCUCCGCUGGCUGGCCGUUUGAUGCCCCCACCUCUUGAAGAAGAUCCUCAACCAUUACUGGCCCGGCGGUUUCUGGAAUUUGGCUACAGUCAGCGGUUCUUACAGCAGGACCACGAUGCCUCAUCCUCCACCAAAGCUUUGCCCUGUGGGAGGCCUCGCCGUGCUUCCCUCUCUUCCAAAGACAGUCUGAAGGGAGACCCCGUUUCCCAACAGUUCACCAAGAAACUCCAGAACCUCAAGAAGAAGAUCAAGCAGUUUGAGGAACAGUUUGAAAAAGAGAGAAACUACAAGCCGUCUCACGCUGAAAAGGCCGCUGAUCCGAAGGUGCUGAAGUGGAUGACCGACCUGACCAAAAUCCGCAAGCAGCUCAAAGCAGGACGACAGCAGCACCUCUUACCCAAAGGUUCCCUGAGGCACCAGGCUGUGCUUCAGUCAUACCGACGCCACUCGCCCUCUUCCUCCGUCCCGAACACACCCCAUUUUACUCUGUCACGCCCCCUCAAUGCCUCUAGACAGGCGCCCCACUUCUAUGCCAAACACAAGGCUGAGAGUGAGCUGACUCCACAGACGCGUCCACGCAGUAACACUCUGCCCAAGAGCUUUGGAUCCACGCUGGAUCAGUCGGCUCACGAGGACGCUGUGGAGAGCGAGGCACGGGGUCACCGGCCCACAAGAGAAGAGACGCUGGAGCUCAUUCUGCACUGCAUCCAAACCAAGAGAGCCGAGGACGGCUGGCCAGAGGACGUCCGAAAAAUGACAAAAGAGCAGCUUGCCGGUGAGAAAACAGUACUGCAGAAGAACCUUCUGUACUAUGAAGGAAUUUAUGGACGCCCAGUGACCCGAGAGGAGCGCUUGAUCGUGAAACCCUUGUAUGACAGAUAUCGUCUGGUCAAGCAGAUGCUCACCCGUGUCAGCAUCACCCCUAUCACAACUUCUCCCUCCAGCAAACGACGCAAUCAGAUGCUACAGCCCAUCAUCGAGGGCGAAACUGCCCACUUCUGCGGUGAGAUCGAAGAAGAGGAGGAGGAGGAGGAGGGCAGGGGCCAGCAGGAAAACACAGAGAUGCAGACUAGCGAGGGUUCGGAAAUCAUCAUGGACCCAGUAGCUCCGCCCACUCAGGAGAACAUCCUCAGCUCUGGGAAGAUCAGUUUUGAUCUGCGUCUGUCCAGUUCGAACGCCUCCUCGAUGCCCGAGCUCCUGGAGCAGCUGUGGAAGGCCAGAGCAGAGAAGAAGAAACUGAGGAGGACCAUCAGAGAGUUUGAAGAUGAAUUCUACCAACAGAAUGGCAGGAAUGCUCAGAAGGAAGACCGCGUGCCUAUGAUGGACGAAUACAAGGAGUACAAGCGCAUUAAAGCCAAACUGCGGCUUCUGGAGGUCCUCAUCAGCAAGCAGGAUUCAUCCAAGUCCAUCUAAAGCAUCUCAACAUCCUGACACUAGUCCAUCAGCGUCCACCUCAGCCACUGGACAAGAACAAGAAACACCUGUCGUCUAAAAGGAGUUACCAAGUUCCCUUGAGUUUGAUAUUCAGACUUUUGUCUUUCUUUUCCACGAGGUGUCUCAUACUGAGAAUCGUGCCGCGUUGCAUGAUCGCAGCAGUACUACAUGCAUUGCAUACAUGCAUAUAUACAGAAAUCAAGAACUGAACUCUUCCUCAGACCACACAGAUGGUCGUCAUAUUUCAACACCCACAUCACACUCCUCUUCGCCCUAAUUCAUGCUCUUAGAGGGUGUGCUUUGGGCUCUAUGUGUGUAUACGUGUACAGACUAAUCUAUUAUGUAUGUAGGCUUAAAUAUUUCAGUGUUUUUCUUGAUUUCAGUGUAUUGGCACCAUGAAUUAUCCAGUGCGAUAUUUUUUUUUGUACGUGUAUUUUUGCCCAUGAGCUUUCGGUUACAAAUCAGAGGACUCUUGUAUCAAGCUGGUGCUCUUUUUCUGUGUGUGUGUGUGUGUGUGUGUGUGUGUGUGUGUGUGUGUGUGUGUGUGUGUGUGUGUGUGUGUGUAAUGACACAUGGAUCAUCUGAUCGGACUGAAAAAUGCUACUCCAGCUGGACUGUCACAAACUCUUCCUGAUUCAUUUGUAAAUUACACAAAGCUGCAUGUCUGCAUUCACAUCUGACUGAUGAUGCAAUCAAAGUGAAUAUAUAUAUAUAUAUGCCAAACUGACACGUUAGAUCACAGUGGAACAUAGUAGAUCAUUUCUGACGCUAUAUUUUGUGUGUGAAUGUGUCCUCAUGGGUUUUGCUCAUCUCUAGGCUCUUGGUUUGCCGGUGUGCACACAGUCUGAUAAUGAUGUUAGUUAGAAGAACGUGAUAAUUAGUAGGCGUGUCACGAUAACAACUUUUUGUUGUGCAAUAUAUUGCCACAGAAAUAAUCGCGAUAAUCAAUCUUGUUGUUUAAAAGUCAGAUGUCAGUACGCACAAAGACACAGAUCCCUAAACAAGACCAAAUCUGCAGAUGAAACUUUUUUUUUUUUUUUGUAGAAGCAUGUUUUAAAUUCGAGUUAGCUCCUAACGACUACACCAUGUUAUGUACGAGAAUCUGCAAAAGUGGAUGUGUAAAAUAUGAAGACAAAAAGAAAAUAUAAUGGGCGAUAUAUUGCAUCACCAAAAUGACUCUGACUUCCUUUUUUCAGCAUAUCAUCUGAUCCGUCAUGGUCACUUUUUAUGGUCACAGUAUCGGCUGAACUCAUGAUAAAGUCUCACCGGAGAGAUAGCGAAGGAAGGACAGUUCUGCGGGUCGUGGGAAGUCAGAUUAAUGUGUUUGGUGGCCGAGAUGCUCAAGUGUUGUGAACGCACGGAAGUGAUGCAUUCAUGACAAAUGAAGGAGGUGAUGGAGAUUAUUUGCACAGCAUUCUGGGAAUGCAGUCUGUUAUGUUUGUUCUAGUUGUUUACUGAAGCACUACUUGCAUGUGAAUGUUAUCGGACGUGUUCUGGCCCAUCUAUCACUGUGUGGUGGUGUCCUUUUUUACGACCAUUAUUUUGUACUCUCGUUUUUUAUCGUCUCACUUUCUGCUGUUCAUCUUAUUGCCGUGGAUGUUCCUCUGUAUUAGUGAAGCCCCUGCUUUGUCCUGUUUUGUAUAAACUUGUCAGUGGUAGGUUUGCAUGGCAGAAAUGUGUAUUUCUAUUUUUGUGCCAUUUAAAAUAUAAAGCAAUAAAUAAGCAUCGGGGCCUAUAUAAGUGGAAUGAGAGCCCUCAUCUAUCCAGUAUGUGCAUUAUAAAUAAACAGCUUGUGAGAAUUA
This is a messenger RNA of Carassius gibelio (silver crucian carp), 4970 nucleotides long. RefSeq names its product protein FAM13B-like. The record is from RefSeq and is a predicted model, not a curated record. NCBI's taxonomy places the organism in Eukaryota, Metazoa, Chordata, Actinopteri, Cypriniformes, Cyprinidae. The transcript has 23 exons. Gene Ontology annotation, biological process: signal transduction. Bases 367 to 3147 code for a protein of 926 amino acids.